CAACAAUGCCUUGUAUGGGCGGAUACUGCGGCCUGACACCUCUCUAAAGUCCAUUAAGCCCGCGUGAGGUCAUGCAAGCUGCAUGGUAAAGGUAAAUAUAUAGUUCUGUGUCCUCAACAGCCAUUAUUGUCCCUUCCCUUCAUUAUUGUUUGGUGUGUUCCGUCAGUACUCUCUACGCAGUAGCAAUCAAUAUGGCCUCCGCACAAACCUCCGCCGUCAAUGUCGUCUUCGGAGCGAUGACAUUCGGCAAGGAAGGCGCUGAACAGUCCCGCGUCCACGACUUGCCCACCGCUGGCGCUAUCCUCGACGUAUUCCAGAAGCAUGGCCACAGCGAGAUCGACACCGCCCGCGCCUACGGCAAUGGCUCCUCCGAGGAAAUGCUCGGUGAUCUCGAAUGGCAGAAACGUGGCAUCGUGAUGGACACGAAAUACUACCCGACCGCUGGUCGCUCAGGCCCGGCAGCAUGGGACUCGUCCCUCCGGCACACUCCAGAGGGCUUGCGUGACAACCUCACCAAGUCCCUCAAAGCACUGAAGACCGACAAAGUAGAUAUGUGGUACCUUCACGGUCCUGACCGGACAACACCAUAUGACAUCACCCUGAAGGCGGUCAACGACCUUUACAAAGAAGGCCACUUCAAGCGCUUCGGCAUCAGCAAUUACAUGGCGUGGGAAGUGGCGCAGAUGUGCGAACUAUGCAUCGCGAAUGGGUGGAAGAAGCCGGAUGUCUACCAAGGCGUGUACAAUGCAUUGCACCGCUCCGUCGAGCCCGAACUGUUUCCUUGUUUGCGGCAUUACGGAAUAGCUUUCUACGCAUACAACCCCCUAGCCGGUGGCUACCUCACGUCGCGCUACCAUCGCGAGGAUAAGGAACAUGAGGAAGGCUCACGCUUCGAUCCGAAUAGGUGGCAGGGGAAGAUGUAUCGGACUCGGUACUGGAACGACCAGUACUUUGACGCUUUAGACAUCUUGAGGCCUGUAGCGAAGAAGCACGGUCUAACGGAGGCGGAGUGCGCGUUGAGGUGGAUGAACCAUCAUUGCUUGCUGAGCCGAGAGAAAGGGGAUGCGAUCAUUAUUGGUGCGAGUAGUGUAAAGCACAUGGAGGAGAACAUGGUGGAUUUAGAGAAAGGCCCGCUGCCAGAGGAGGUCAUACAGGCUCUAGAUAAGGGAUGGGAAGGUUGCAAGGGGAUUAGCAUUCGGUAUUAUCACUAGCAGUGAGACGACGUGCUAAAGCGGAUUCAGCUGGACAGUUC
Baudoinia panamericana UAMH 10762 is the source of this 1252-nucleotide messenger RNA. RefSeq lists its product as uncharacterized. The transcript has 2 exons. Bases 192 to 1211 code for a protein of 339 amino acids. The record is from RefSeq and is a predicted model, not a curated record. Lineage: Eukaryota; Fungi; Ascomycota; Dothideomycetes; Mycosphaerellales; Teratosphaeriaceae.